AAUUUUGCAAAUACAAUAUACAUAUACAACCAAGAUGAUUUGCUAUACACAUUAUAAGUCUGCUGAAAAACUUUCAAAAUUAAUUGCGUAAACAGUUAUCAAUAUAUAUUUUACAAAAAAUUUUUACACAUCUAUUUUUGUAAAGAUAUCUACAUAAUUGUAGAUUAUAUUGAUGCAAGAUUUCGUAAUAUUUAAUAAAUGUUUUCUUAUCGAGAUAUAUGUAUACUUCCAACAGCCAAACCUGAAAAGACAGACUAUACGCAUAGUUUGUUAAGAUCUUAUGUCAGAGAGACAAUAGAUUUCAAUCAGACUUCGUAAUAUCAGGCAAUGUAAGCAAAUUACUGCAAAAAAUAUUACAGAACCUGCUAACGUUCUACAUAGCAGAAAUCGAAUGGAAUCCGUUGACAAGAUAUCACUGACGACAGAAAAUUAGCAGAACCUGCGUGAUAAUAAUAUGACAACAGAUUGGCAACAAAAAUGCAGCAGACUUCGAUCGAUUUUUGUUGAUGUAAAAUAUGUAUGUUAACAAGUUUUAUCAAUAGAAUGUUAGCAGGAUAGGACUUCAGAUGAGUUCAGUUUGCUAACACUUUCUGAUAUUCUAUUGUCAGUCUGUUAAUAUUCUGUCAACAUUUUUUCUAACCGAAUAGAGAUAUCAUUAAAUUUUAUAUACGAAAAACAAAACCAUUUAGCGGCAGUCUUGUAAUUAUUGUAUUCAGUGAACAUACCCGGUUCGAUUUUAGAGUAAGAAUUAUGUUAAAUAAAAUAAUUAAUAAAAUGAACUAAUAACACCAAGUCAAUAACCGUUUUGUAAAAAAUUCAAUGCUAAGACGUGUCUCUUGUUCAUCAAAUAGAGUCCAUUAUUUUAAUAAGCGUGAGUGCAAAUAUCAAACGCAUUGAUACAUAAUAAGACAUACGUUUUACUAAAAUUUACUAUCACAAUUAGAAGACACAAUUGCGAUAUGUGUAGCAUAUGAAUUUCAACUUGCCACAAAGUGUGAAUAGUUAGUUUGUUAGUUUUAUUCAUAAUUAUGGUGGAUACACUUCAACGUAUUUUGCAUCCUCUUCUUUUUAUGUGUUUUGUUGUGGGCUUAACCUUUUAUCCAAAAAAGCGAUUAAAGAUUCAAGUUACAUGUUUAAAUAUUCUAUAUUCUUUGACAAUCUGGUUUGCUUAUACCUGUAUUUUUUCCUACAUAUAUAUUAAUUUUACAAGAGAAAUAUUAUUUGAGUCAAUCGCUAUGGAAAUCGGUGUAGCAUCAAACUUCUUGCUCUCAAUUAUAUCUGUGAUUAUGAGUUUCUAUCAUCAAAAGAGAUUUGAAAUAGGCAUAAAAAAACUUGCUGCUGUGGAUGACACUUUGGAGAAAUUAGGUACUCCAAAAAUGUAUCAAAAGCUACAUGUGAAGAUUAAACAAAUAAUAAUUGGAUGGAUUGUGUACUAUCUGGCAAUAAGUGUUUUUGAUUCAAUAUGGUGGUUCAACUUCUAUGAUAGUACUUGGGGAUUAUAUUUGCCUUACAUAUUAAAUCAUUGUAUUCAUAUCAAUGUGCUUGUGGAUUUGUUAUUUAUCUUCUUCUUAUGGUAUGUUGGUACCAGAUUUGAUAAAGUAAAUGAGCAUAUACGAUGUUUAAUAAUGAGAAGAAAUUAUGGGCUAAGAUGUACAUGGGAACCUCAACACACUUUACAUAAUAAUUAUAAGAAAACUUUAUGGACUACAAUGCAUCUUCAUUUAGAAUUAUGUCAUCUAACUCGCGAGAUAAACUUGAUAUUUACAGUGCAAAUGACUAUUGAAAUGGCAUCUCUUCUUCCAUAUUUAACAUCACUGUUUUAUUAUUUAUAUUGGAUGAUAAUACAACAAUAUCGAGGAAGAAUUUAUACAUUAUUUGACUGGAUUGGUAUUUUUGUACGGGUUUUAAUUUUUUUAAUAAGGCUUUAUGCCGUAAAUUACAUCUGUGAAAACGUCACGCAAAAGGCGAACAAAGUUAGUAAAUUAUUUUAUCAACUGACGUAUAUUCAUCAAUAUGCUGAUGUUUGGAAAGAGAUUUAUUACUUUAUUCUGCAAACAAUGCAUCAUCCCUUGAAAUUCAAUGGAAUGGGUCUCUUUUAUUUUGGCUAUGAGUGUCUCCGGCAGUUUUGCAUGACGGUUUUAAUGUACUUAAUUAUUAUGGUACAGUUUAAAGUAUUAAUUGAAUAUUAAACGCAUUUAAUCCCUGCCAAUGGAAAUAAUACAAGAAGCAUUUCACUCAACUUCACGUGACAAGACUGUAUCAAGGUUUUUCUUUGUGAUUAUAUUUACUUGUGAUUGUAUCACUCAGAAACAAUUUAACAUAAUAAAGGAAAAUCGAUUAAUAUAAA
Monomorium pharaonis (pharaoh ant) is the source of this 2347-nucleotide messenger RNA. RefSeq lists its product as uncharacterized. Gene Ontology annotation, biological process: sensory perception of taste. The record is from RefSeq and is a predicted model, not a curated record. Bases 1029 to 2189 code for a protein of 386 amino acids. Gene Ontology annotation, cellular component: membrane; dendrite; axon. NCBI's taxonomy places the organism in Eukaryota, Metazoa, Arthropoda, Insecta, Hymenoptera, Formicidae. The transcript is spliced from 7 exons.